This is a messenger RNA of Penaeus monodon (black tiger shrimp), 1128 nucleotides long. Its product is annotated as basic salivary proline-rich protein 4-like. The transcript is spliced from 5 exons. Lineage: Eukaryota; Metazoa; Arthropoda; Malacostraca; Decapoda; Penaeidae. Bases 1 to 1128 code for a protein of 375 amino acids. The record is from RefSeq and is a predicted model, not a curated record.
AUGGAGCACCCAGAGUUGUAUGACCAAAGCGUGGAGCACCCAGAGUCCGUGGAGCACCCAGAGUUGCAAAGGGCCCAAAACGUGGAGCACCCAGAGUCUUUCCCACUCUUUUCUUAUGCUGAAAUUGUGGGCGUGGGGGGUUUCGCGGGGCCCAAAGCGGGGAAAACCCCCAGAGUCGAGGGCCCAAAAAAGCGGGGGAAAAACCAGAGUCGUUGGCCAAAUGUGGAACACCCAGAGUCUUUUGGGCCCAAAGUGGGGCCCCCAAAGAGUAUAGGGCCCAAAAACUUUGGAGCCCCCGGCGUAUGGCCAAAGGUGGAGCCCCUGAGUCGGGGGGCCAAAGUGUGGACCCCCCAGAGCUUUAGGGCCCAAAAAGCGGGGGAGCCCCCGGGGCCCAAAAAGCGUGGGCACCAAGUUGUUGGCCAAAGUGGGGAGCACCCGGGAGGUAGGCCCAAAAAGCGGGGAAAGCCCCCAGAGUCGAGGCCAAAGCAGGAGCCCCCCCAAAAGCGUAGGGCCAAAGCAGGAGCACCCAGAGUCGUAGGCCCAAAGCAUGGAGCACCCAGAGUCGAAAUGACCAAAGCGGGGGGGAGCACCCAAGUUUUUGGGCCCCAAAAGAAAUGGAGCACCCGGGAGCCCGUAGGGCCAAAGCGUGGAGCCCCCAAAGUCUUUAGGGCCCAAAAAGCGGGAGAACCCAGAGGGGUUUUUGGCCCCAAAAAGGGGAGCCCCCAGAGUGUAUGGAAAAAGCGGCGUUUAGCACCCGGGAUUUGUAGGGCCAAAGCGGGGAGCCCCCAGAGUCGUUUUUACCAAAGGGGGAGCCCCCAGAGUCAAAGCCCAAAGCGUGGAGCAACCAGGUGUAAAGGCCAAAGCAGGGAGAAACCCGGUGUCGGUAGGGCCCCAAAGCGUGGAGCACCCGGGGAAAGGGGUUUUGGCCCAAAGAGGGAAAGACCCAGGGUCGAAGGGGCCCAUAAUUCCAUUAUAGUUUUUAAUUUUAAAGACCCCUUUGGUUUUAAAACAAUGACCCCCAAUGUGAAACCUAGUACAAUUUUAGUAUACCCCAAAGAAGCUUUAUCAGGACCUGCAGAACCCUUUGUAAAAAAGGACCUUUUAAAAAGUUAUAAAAGAUGGGUUUAA